Messenger RNA from Ostreobium quekettii, 525 nucleotides. Lineage: Eukaryota; Viridiplantae; Chlorophyta; Ulvophyceae; Bryopsidales; Ostreobiaceae. The record is from the annotation of a GenBank genome assembly.
AUGCUAUGGCGUGGGGCGCGAGGGACUGGUGAUGAAGAGUUUUGCCAUGAGGCUGUAUCACAUGGGCCUCAGGGUAUGUGGCUUUCGAGAUUUCUUCACAGCUUGGCUGCUACGCUGUGUAUGAUGCUGGAGGUCAUGGUGGGUGUGGCUGGCGACAUGACGGCACCACGAAUCGGUAGUGGCGAUCUCUUGCUGGUCAGUGCCGGUCCAGGGCAUUUCGGCACGGUUGAAGCACUGGCCAAGGUUGCAAGGAUGGCAGAUGCCAGGGUUGCAUGCUUCACUUCCAGACAGGGGCUGGACAUUCCUUUUGCCGACCUCACUCUCCAAGUUCCUGCCCAGACGAUGGCAGAUUCUCAUGACGACGACCAAUCGCCCUCUUCGGCGCCUGUGCCUAGCAUCCUGCCCAUGGGGUCGUCUUAUGAGAUUGGCUUGUGGGUAGCCUUGGACUGUGCUUGCAUCCUUCUGCAGGAGAAGCUUCGGCUAAGUGAUGACGACAUGUCUGUUAGGCACACCAACUUGGAAUGA